CGAGACACCGACCAGGAAUCCGACGUCUGGAAAUAUAAAGUAUUUAAACAGCCACCGAGUGCUGGCCUGCCAUUCGCCGGGACCCCGCCUAUAGCCCGCGGGGCGAACCACCAUCACCUCAACGACAAACACGUAGGCAAAAGACGGUAACACGGCAUGACUGCUACGCACGGUGGCGGACGAGAAGAUGACCGUCCGGACAAAGAUACUGUCUACACGAUUAAAACUGGAUUUAAAAAUGACGGCUACCAACACGACCGGGAUUCCAAUGAAGACAUCAUCAAACCUCCACCACUACCAGUCGAAGAUGACAAUUAUCCGACUGGAAAGGUGAAACUCACGCUCAACGAGAAAUGGAGGAUAUUGAAAAACGUAGCGGCAGUGAGUGCAGCAUUUAUGGUCCAGUUCACUGCUUUCCAGGGUACUGCGAACUUGCAGUCAUCCAUAAAUGCAGCUGAAGGUUUAGGGACUGUAUCAUUAAGUUCCAUUUAUGCGGCGUCGGUCGUAUCUUGCAUAUUCAUUCCAACGUUCCUAAUUAAAAGGUUAACUGUUAAAUGGACCUUGUGCCUAUCUAUGUUGUGCUAUGCACCUUAUAUUGGUGCACAGUUCUACCCUGCAUUCUACACAUUAGUGCCUGCUGGCGUGAUGGCCGGCUUAGGUGCAGCACCUAUGUGGACCUCCAAAGCCACGUACCUUACGCAAGCGGGUAGCGUGUACGCAAAACUAACAGAUCAAGCUGUAGAUGGAAUCAUCGUGAGAUUCUUUGGUUUCUUCUUCCUCGCUUGGCAGACCGCUGAACUUUGGGGAAAUUUGAUCUCAAGCUUAGUAUUCUCGUCUGGAAUACACAGCAGUAACCACACCUUGAAUAAUACGAUGGUCAGUUCGGCAUUAUUGAAAUGUGGUGCGAACUUUUGUAUGAUCGGUGGACAAGAGCAAGACAAGAAUCAUAACCUGAACAGGCCACCGAACGAUGAAAUCUACAAAAUCAGUGCCAUAUAUCUCGCAUGCGUCGUUGUCGCCGUACUGAUGGUGGCACUGCUCGUCGAUCCAUUGUCGAGAUAUGGUGAAAAACAAAGGAAAUCAGAUCCGUCAAAAGAGUUGACUGGUAUUCAGCUACUUUCCGCCACCGCUUACCAACUCAAGAAACCGAACCAGCAGCUUCUAAUUCCAAUCACUCUUUGGAUUGGCAUGGAACAGGCUUUCAUCGGUGCUGACUACACUCAGGCAUACGUGUCCUGCGCUCUCGGCAUUCACUCGAUUGGUUAUGUGAUGAUAUGUUUCGGUGUGGUGAACGCUCUCUGCUCGCUGGUAUUUGGUUCCGCCAUGAAGUACAUCGGCAGGUUCCCAAUUCUGGUAAUGGGCGCGGCACUACACCUGGGCCUAAUCGUAUGGCUACUCAUAUGGACACCGAAUCCUAACUCGCCGACAGUUUUCUUCGUCAUCUCGAGCUUAUGGGGCGUUGGAGACGCAGUGUGGCAGACACAAGUUAAUGGUCUGUACGGAGUUCUAUUCAGACGUAACAAAGAAGCUGCAUUCUCCAACUACAGACUAUGGGAAAGCGCUGGUUUUGUGGUCGCCUAUGCGUACUCUACACACUUGUGUGCCCGGAUGAAGCUGUACGUGAUGAUGGUAGUUCUUCUUAUUGGUGUCAUUGGCUACAUUAUUGUGGAAAUUUUGCAUAAGAGAAAGGCACGUCGCCUCAAAGCUAUCGCCGAGGAUCCCGCUAUCGCAGCAGAAGCAGCUAAGCAGCCACCCGAAGAAGACGACGAGAAAGACGAGAUUGAUGAUGAAAUUGUCAUCACACAUCUUUAAAUUUAACAAUCACGUCACCAGUGACGUAAAUGUGUUGCCUGUACACCUGUCUUGGAAUAUUAGCGGCAUACCAAUUUGACUUGAGAUAGAAACGAAUUGCAUGUAGAAAAUUAGAUUCACGAUAGAAGUUAUGUUCGAUAUAACAAUUUAUGUUGUCGUUCUAUACAAUAAUUCGACUUCUGCAAAGAAAACCGUUGUUAUGUUAUUGAGUAAUAAAAAAAUAUAUAUCUGCUUGCUCUUAACUUUAAAUCAUUCAAGAUUUUACACAACAACAAGUAUUUUAUAAAAAUUUUAAAAGAAAAUUUAUAUUAGAAUAUAGAAAUGGUUGUUUUAAUAAUGUUUGUAUGCAAAUAAGUUAUGUGAAAAAUAUUAUGAAAUAGCGUUUACCGGUGUCGACUUUACUAAAAAAUUAAGACAAUUUAAAGAUUCAAAUUAAAUGAAUACAUUCGCUCUCUUUUAUGUUUAAUAUAAAUAAAAAGAGACGCAUAUGUUGCACGCCUGUUGCUGUUAUAAUAGUAUUUUAAGACAGGUGAGAUAUUGAUAUUAUCAGUUUAUCACAGUAUUUAAUAUGUACUGUUCGCUAAUUGCAUUAGUGUAUGCCUAAAAUAUAUAUCUGCGCAUAUACUAAAGAAUAUGCCAUAACAGGCACAUUUAUAUUACAAUCGAAUAGGUACAAAAAUGAUUCAGGGAAUUGUUUCCGCAAAUG
Messenger RNA from Diatraea saccharalis (sugarcane borer), 2518 nucleotides. The record is from the annotation of a GenBank genome assembly. NCBI's taxonomy places the organism in Eukaryota, Metazoa, Arthropoda, Insecta, Lepidoptera, Crambidae.